GCUGUCACCGUCAGCGACUUCCAGCGUUGCAAGUUAUUGUCCUUUACGAGCUCAUUUUUCUCUUGUUUAACACCGUGAACGAUAUUUAACGAAGCAGUAGGUGUUACUCAAGAUUGUUUUCUGUUGUCGAGUGGCGUGAUUAGCAGGAUGAGUUCUGAGGGGGGUGGUAAGCCGGUGCGAGUGGGCUCCCUGGUAGAGGUGAUUGGUAAAGGACAAUGCGGCACGGUAGCAUACAUUGGCGCAACACUCUUUGCCACGGGCAAGUGGGUUGGGGUCAUCCUGGACGAGCCCAAGGGCAAGAAUGACGGCACUGUCCAGGGCAAGUCCUACUUCACCUGCAAGGAGAAUCAUGGGAUAUUCGUCCGGCAGUCUCAGAUCCAGGUGAUUGAAGACGGAGGAAGCUCUGCUACCUCUCCAGACACACCUGAGUCAGGUGCUUCCAGAGUGCCUCGCAAAGAAAUUGCAGAAAGCGCUGGGAAAGGAGUUAAGCAGACUCCAACUACGAAAAAGUCUGCUGUGCGCCGUAGUACCAAGACUGGUCGUCCCUCUGCAACUGGUCCUGGUCUCUCAGCAUCAGAGAGUGAGCCUGCUGUUCCUUCUCAGACCAUCCUGGUAGCUCCCAUGAUGCCGCAGUCCAGCGCCACCCCUAGUAGCCCUGCCCAGUCCACCUCCAGUAAGGAGGAGGAGGCGUUGCGUGCACAAGUUAAAGACCUGGAGGAGAAGUUGGAGACUCUGCGGAUGAAACGAACAGAGGACAAGGCCAAGCUGAAGGAACUGGAGAAGCACAAGAUACAGCUGGAGCAGCUGCAGGAGUGGAAGAGCAAGAUGCAGGAACAGCAGAACGAGCUCCAGAAACAGCUCAAAGAAGCCAAGAAGGAAGCGCGUGAAGCGCAGGAGGCUAAAGACCGCUACAUGGAGGAGAUGGCGGACACUGCGGAUGCUAUUGAGAUGGCCACGCUGGACAAGGAGAUGGCCGAGGAGAGAGCAGAAUCCCUGCAACAGGAGGUGGACAGUCUGAAGGAGAAAGUGGAAGAGUUGACCAUGGACCUGGAGAUCCUCAAACAUGAGAUAGAGGAGAAAGGCUCAGAUGGUGCUGCCUCCAGUUAUCAUGUGAAGCAGCUCGAGGAACAGAAUGGUCGGCUGAAAGAGGCGCUGGUCAGGAUGCGGGACUUGUCAUCGUCGGAGAAGCAGGAACACGUGAAGCUGCAGAAGCAGAUGGAGAAGAAGAACUCGGAGCUGGAGAGUCUGAGGGCGCAGAAGGAGAAACUGCAGCAGGAGAUGAAGGAAGCUGAGGCCACCAUAGGCGAACUAAAAGAUCAGGUGGAUGCAGCUCUGGGUGCAGAGGAGAUGGUGGAAACUCUUACUGAGAGAAAUUUGGAUCUGGAAGAGAAAGUGAGGGAACUGAAGGAGACCGUCAGUGACUUGGAAGCGAUCAACGACAUGAACGACGAGCUGCAGGAGAACGCGCGCGAGACGGAGCUGGAGCUGCGCGAGCAGCUGGACUUGGCCGGAGCACGCGUGCGGGAGGCCAACAAGCGUGCUGAGGGAGCCCAGGAGACCGUAGCCGACUACCAGCAGACCAUCAACAAGUACAGGGAGCUCACCAGCCACCUACAGGAUGUUAAUCGAGAACUGACCAGUCAGCAGAGUGCUACAGCUGAGCAGCUACAGCAGCCACCUGCCGACCUCUUCGACUUCAAGAUCAAAUUUGCUGAGACCAAAGCUUAUGCCAAGGCCAUCGAGAUGGAGCUCCGUAAGAUGGAGGUGGCCCAGGUGAACAGGCACGUGUCUCUGCUCACCUCCUUCAUGCCCGACUCCUUCCUGCGGCACGGCGGAGAUCACGACUGCAUCCUGGUGCUGCUGCUCAUCCCAAGACUCAUCUGCAAGGCCGAGCUGAUAAGUAAGCAAGCCCAGGAGAAGUUCGAUCUGAACGGCAACGUGGUGGAGCGCAGUGACCUGCGUGGACCAGUUGGGGAGCAGCUGAGCUUUGCCUCAGGCCUGGUUUACUCCCUCACCCUGCUGCAGGCUAUUCUUCACAAAUACGAGCAGGCACUGAAUCAGUGCAGUGUGGAGGUCUUUAAGCGGAUGGGAACCCUGUAUUCAGAGAUGAGUGUGCAUGAACGUUCUCUGGAUUUCCUCAUUGACCUCCUGCACAAAGACCAGCUGGAUGAGACCGUUCAAGUGGAGCCCCUCACCAAGGCCAUCAAGUAUUACCAGCAACUGUACAGCAUCCACCUGGCUGAGGGGGCGGAGGAUUGCACCGUGCAGCUGGCCGAUCACAUUAAGUUUACCCAGAGUGCCCUGGACUGCAUGGGGGCAGAGGUGGGGCGUCUGCGUGCCUUCCUGCAGGCGGGACAGGAAGGGGCAGAGCUUACACUGCUGCUCAAAGACCUGGACACUUCCUGUGGUGACAUAAGGCAGUUCUGUAAGAAGAUCCGGAGGAGGAUGCCUGGCACUGAUGCCCCUGGCAUACCCCCAGCUCUCUCCUUCCCUCCACAGGUGAGCGAGGCUCUGGCUGAGAGCCGUAAGCAGCUGGGUCGCGUGGUGGCUGUGUUACAGGAGGUGGCAGCAGCAGGAGCUCAGAGCAUCGCUCCUGUCGCUGAGCAAGAGGGACUCUCUGCCCUCAAACUGGAGGACAUUGCCUUCAAGGUCCUGGAACAGGUUUAUGGUUCUCAUGGUCUGAACCCUCAUGAUUCUCUGCGUGAGUCAUGCAACACUGUCAUAGCAACUAUGAACAAAAUGGCCACAGCCAUGCAGGAGGGAGAGUAUGAUUCAGAGAAGCCUCAGCGCAUGCCACCUCCAGUGGAGGCUCGUGCCGCUGCUCUAAGAGCUGAGAUCACUGAUGCUGAGGGUCUCGGUCUCAAACUAGAAGACAGAGAGACCGUUAUCAAAGAGCUCAAGAAGUCCCUCAAAAUUAAGGGAGAGGAGUUGAGCGAGGCCAGUGUGCGUCUGAGCUUGCUGGAGAAGAAACUGGACACAUCUACAAAAGAUGCAGAUGAGCGUGUGGAGAAGAUCCAGACCAAGCUGGACGAAACCCUCACCCUACUGAAGAAGAAGGAGAAGGAGUUUGAGGAGACUAUGGAUGCUCUGCAGGCUGAUAUUGAUCAGUUGGAGGCAGAAAAGGCAGAGCUGAAGCAGAGACUGACCAACCAAUCACGUAUGACCAUUGAGGGUCUGCGUGGACCACCGGCGUCUGGCAUCGCCUCUAUCGUCACAGGAGUUGCUACAGGAGCCAUGGUCUCUGGCAUGGGCGGUGUAUCAGGUGCAGUGCAGGUGGUGGACUCUCCUCUACUCAGGCAGCAGAUUGAUGUGCAGAGACUCGCCAUCAGACACCUGAAAAAUGAAAACUACAGACUCAAGGCUGAGAAGAUGCGGGCUCAGCUGGCGUCCCUGCCCCCUCUGAGUGUGCCCAACAUGGGUGGCACGAUGAAGGAGGGCUCGCUGGCUGACGGACCUUCUGGAGCACUCUACCGCAAGACGGACCUGCUGCUGAGCAACCUCCUCAAGAUGAGCGCCGGUGUCAGAGUGGUGGACAUCACAGGCAAAACACCUGUAUGUGCGAGUGCUCAGCUGCUAGAACAGACUGCUAGGCUGCAGUCUCUCAGUGAUGCCCUGGACAAACUGAAGAGUGAGGUUUCGGAGCAAGUGGUAAACAAACAGUCAGGUGCUCCAGUUCGCUCUGAUUUUGCCACGUUCCCCUCAUCAGCCUUUGUGAAGGCAAAGGAGGAAGAGAGGCAGGGCACUGUUCUCGUGGGUAAGGUGAUGAUCCCAUGUGUUCGUGGUAAAGAGCAAGCCCACUCCCUCGUUUUAUCUCAGCAACAGCUUCAGCAUGUGCACCGCCUCCUCAUGACCUAAGCGUCUACCUGUUGGUCAGCCUUAACAAGGAACAGGCUUGCUAAGAAUCAGAUAUGCCCUUACACUGUACUUCCUAUUCUUUCUUUCUCACAGUCUCACUCAGGAACUGUAUUAUGACAGAAACUGGCAAAAAAAAUUAUUCCAAGCCAAAGAGUCACUUCUGUUUAAUAGCUGGUUGUGUCUGUACAAUCCUGCUUAAUGAUCAGCGUUUCGGGCAUCAAACAUUCUGAAUACAAGAAUCUCAGAAGCAAAAAUUCAAUUCCAGAACAUACCUCAAAAUGAAAUUCUUUUUGUGGAAAACCUGGCAAAAAAAGGAAACAAAACGCCAAUAUUUGUACUUGUUUCAUACCUGUGAUCUCCUUCACAUCAGUUUCAUUGAUGACUGGUGUUCAGAAUUAGUUUCUUAUGCAGUUUUUUAAAAAAUGUUUUUUUUUGCUAUAUUGGAAGAGGCUGUUCUGGAUUAUAUGCCUUGACCUAUUGAAGCUUGAGUUUAGAACUGGUAGCAAUACUUACACAUACUAAUGUGUGCAGAGGGAGGAAGAGGAACACUAAAUGCCUUGUUAAGGUUAAUGAUGGUGAAGUACGAAAAAGCCUGAAGAAGGAAGUCACCAUACUGGAGAUUUGCACUAAACAUCCACUUCUGUUUCCCUUUUAACCCAGCUAGUAGACACGGGAAGGACCAAACGCACCAACAUGAAAUAUUCCCUAUAAACCAUGUCAAUUUCAGUACAUUUUUGUCUGUUUAAUUAGAUACAAAAAACCUCCCCCAAAUUCUGACUGACUCCAUUCUCCUACAGUGUUGUUUCUACCACUAUAUGUGCUAUAAUAUUAUAGAUGUAUAGUUUUCUCACACCUCUAAAGUUUAAACUUCCUUUUUUCACAGUUUUAUGUGCAUAUUUUUCCCCUUUUUCAAUACGAUGCAUUUGGAGCCCUCAUAUCAAAUUUGCCAUAUUGAACUAUUUCUCCAUGUUAAAUAAAUGACAUGGGAAUAAGCAGUCUUGGUUCAUGUAGUAAUAUAUUUAAUGGCGUUUGCAACUAGAUUUUAAUAAAGGUGGAGAAUUUG
Messenger RNA from Electrophorus electricus (electric eel), 4918 nucleotides. RefSeq names its product dynactin 1a (gene dctn1a). The record is from RefSeq and is a predicted model, not a curated record. Gene Ontology annotation, biological process: establishment of mitotic spindle orientation; nuclear migration. NCBI's taxonomy places the organism in Eukaryota, Metazoa, Chordata, Actinopteri, Gymnotiformes, Gymnotidae. Gene Ontology annotation, cellular component: spindle pole; axon; kinetochore.